GUUUAUUAGUGUGACAAUGGUUAGUAAAGUUACAUACAAGUGUACAAUUCUGUAAUACAUCAUUUAUAUAUCGUAUUUUGAGUUUACCACCCAUAGACAGAAAAUAGUUUAGUAAUUACCAGGGAGGGGGAUAGUAGGUGAAGGUAAACAGGAUCAAAUAUAUAGUGAUGAAAGAAGAUAUGUAAUUUUAACUAGCAAAUAAAGGAAUAAACAAGAUAAAUUUUCAGUUCCAAAAUUCUCCUUGUAGCAUAUUUGCUUGAGUAAAAAUGAAUCUUAAAUAUCACUUGUAAUUAUUUUUUUUUAGUUUUCAACCUUAAAAUUGCAAAAUACUAAAUUAUAAAUUGACACAUUUAAGCACAUUGACUUCAUGAUAAUCAAUUCUUGAUUUUAUGAAUUUUAAAGCUAUUAAUUGCAUUGAAAUAAAUACUACUACCUUAGUAAAAAAAUUGAAACAUAGAUGCCUGAACAGUUACAAGUUCUUAGAGGAGCAAGAACACUGUUUUGUGUUCUUAAACUAUGUUUAUAAUAUUUUACUUUAAAAAAAUUAAUCUGAAAAAAUGUUUUUAUCCAGUUUAUUAAUUUUGGUUGAAUGAGACCUGUGGAUCUUGGUAUUUCUUAAGGAAAUCACAAUUCAAAUUUGGGUACAUAAUAACAAAUUGCCUACUAUAAAUUCUAUAAUAAAUAAAUUGUGAUUACAUGUAACUUUCCUUUUUUUUUCCUUCAGUUUUCGUAUGCUGGCCAAGGUCUGAGCUAUUAAUUAUAGAUCUCACAGAUAUCACAAUUUUACUUUCCAAAAGUAUCCAAAGGAUUAUACAGACCUUAUUUUAAUUAUUUCCAAUAGGUUUGAACCUCCCAGGACAGGGACUAUCUCUUAAUUUAAUCUUUGCCUAACCAGCACCUUGGACAGUGCCAAGCAUCAACUGAGAGCUUCUCUAUUUUGAAGCAGUUGAGUGUAUGAAUGAUUUUCUUGUGAUAUCAUAAUCGUCUUAUAUUGUAUAUCGCUGGAGAUACUAUUCACCAGGGUUUGAACAUCCUUUUUAAUUUUUCUGUAACGAUAUUGCUUCUACCCAAGCUACUUCUAAAUUGUUUUAAUUUCAUUUUUAAUGCAAGGUGUUACACUUGGAAAAUAAAAUCUUACGCUAAAGCUCAUGUUAGAAUAAAAAGCUAUUAUUUCAAAAUAUUGACCUUUUUACACACAAAACCACAAUAUUAAUGUAACAGGCAUUUAAUUUAAAAAAAAUACCCCUUCUAAAGUAAUGUUUAGUUUUAUCCUCAUAUUCCAGUUCACUAAGGAAUUGGUAAGAGGGAGAUGCUUGCGCCGCCCCCACAAAAACAAAAACAAAACUAGGAGGUAAGAGAAUUUUCCAGUCAGAUUUUUAAAAUAUUAUUACCGUGGAACAGUAUGGUUUAGUGUAUAUCUUAAAGCAUAUAUUGUGAGUCCCCGUCCUUUCCAAUUCCCUUUAAGCUCAUAUCGAAUAAAUACAUUCAUAUUACCCACAUGCACUGCUAUAAAGAUUAUGGAUCCUAGCAAUUGUUCCUUGUAUUCACAAUGGAAACUAGAACUUAAGAGAGAAGAAAUGUACCGAAGGCAAACUCGGCUGUAAACGAUCUCUGUAAACUAAUAUUUAUUCGGUUUGCACUAAAUCAGUCGAGGCAUCACAAGAACCCUUUGUCUGUGGGACUAUGAGUCUGGCAACCAUUAUCUGCUCAUGGAAAGGACGUCUGAUGACUCCGCCCGGACUGGGGGUGGGGACGUCUCUCUCCGCGUGGAGAGCUCGACAGGAGAAUUAAAGUGAGUGAACAAAGAGAACUCCCAGCAGCCGCCCGUCAGCGCCUUGCAGCUGCAUCUGGAGACGUCAGUCAAUCCCGGAAGGCUGUUCGCAUUCGUCUCUCUGAGAAAAGAACUCAAGUAAAUAAUUGAUGGAGAUUGAUCGAGCCCAGGACAAAGCUUUGCAGAAAACCAGUGCAUCCGAUUUCGAGCGGUUUUGGAAUCUUCUGCCAAGUACGGAAUAUGGGAGUGCAGCAAGGACUUUGAGCGUGGCUACCCAUCUUCCAUCUCGGGCGUGGCUUUGGCCUUUUUUGUCUUCUUGCCACCACCACCCUCACCCCGUCUCCGCCUUAUUCUCUUUCCUCUUGAAAGUAGCCUCUCUUUGGUUAGAUCUACUCUGUCCUCCCUUGCAAUCCCGCCCCCUCCCCUGCCCAGUCCGGUGAGGUCAGCUCAUGAAUAUCAGUGCACUUCCUGGGGAGCGUCUGGCACGGCGUGGUACCUCCGGUGUUCGCCUGCUCCGAGCCGCAGCUCCAGCUGAGCCGCGGACCGCCGCUCUGGGGGCCGCUGAGUCUGCACGUUAACGCCUUUGUUUGGAGAAAUCCAGGGGUUGUGGAACUUGGGCGAGGGAGCCCCAAGUCGUGCUCAGCCCGCAGGUCGCAUAUCAUACUAACGAAGUUAAACUUUCCUCGUCUGUGAAAGACACAAUAAACCCUGAGGUCGAAGGAAGAUCGGAAGGAAAGCGCUGUUGAUUUGCAUCAACUUCGAAACAUCGCCUCUGCUGAGAAGUGAGAGCAGCUCUGGAUUUCUAGAGGGAUGGGGAUGAGAGAUGGAGUGGAUCACUAGGCAGAUUAAAAUUGAGAUGAAAAGUCUUGCUUUGGGCCGUUCUGGGGUUGCUUAGUUGGCGAUUUCCACGAGGAAAGCCUUGAAGAGACACAGCAUCGUGUCACUGGGAGAAAUAACGUGACAGCGACCAGGUACCUUUGAUUGUGGAAGCUGAGUUUGGGUAACCUGAGCUUUCUCCUAGGUUGCAGGUGUCUAGGGGCUGAGUUGAAGCGUUCUCUAGUGACUCUCCGCUUCGGAGUGAUUCUACCUAUUUCAAAACUAAAAUAAGGUUGCAUUGGCAAUAUAACUUGUUUGGGUGGUCCACAAGGAUGAACUAGGCCAGACAUUCUAGGAGUAGGUGGCUCCGGGAAAACACCUAGAAAAUAAGUUGAUGGACAACUCCUUCCCCCCUCCCCCGCCCCCCAUGUCUUCUUUGUUCACUAUUAUUUUCCAAAAUGAGUUGGAAGGAGAUCCCAGGAAGAGAAAGGGAGGUGGAGAAGGAGCUGUUCAGUAAUAUUUCUUUACAAAAUGGGAAUUACUGCAUGUUGAGUAAGUUAUAUUUAAAAUAGACAAUGGAUAAUGCUAGUAAAGUAACUGGCAAGUAUCUCCUUUCUAAAGGGAGGGAGUUUUUUUGUUUUUUUUUCUAAAGCAGAACUUUCUGUCUAGUCAUGCCCUUCUCAGUGCUGUAGAGAGAAAUUAUAGUUUUAAGGAAAAGGCACCUAAUUGACUAGCUGACUAGCUAGCUGAUCACUAGGGAGAAAAACCCAGGAGACAAUGGCUUGCUAUUUUCCAGAUUUUAAAUACCAGUGAUGGAUUUAUCUUUGAAAAAAUACAUAAUAGAAGUUAAUCUUUUCACCAUGAGUGAGAAUGCACUAGCUUUCUGGGGUGCAGGUUCAUUCUGUCUCGGAAUUUGGCAGCAUAGAAAGGACUGGGCCCUUUAAAAAUACAACUUUGCCAGUGAUAUACCAUCUAAGAAGAUGCUUAAGAAUUAAAAUAUUUUCUAUCAAUUACACUUAAAACUAAAAUGAUUCACAAGAACUAUGAAAUUCGGAUAAGUGUAGAAAAAGGCAUCACCAGUAAAUUAAGAAAUUGUGCAGAGCUGCCAAUAAACUUUCGCAAAAGUAUUUUUAAAAUUAUUUCCCAAAGCUAAAAAAAAAUCCCUUUAGACUUACUAAUGACUUAAGUAUAUAGAUGAUUCCCAAUGCCAUUAUUUUUGUGAAAUCGAAGUUGAUUUAAAGUCAUUCAUUAUUUAUGUUUUCUCUUAGUCAUAGUCUAAAGGAAAUUGGAUGCAUUUACCCAACCGAGGUCAACACUAAGGGUUAGAACUGUUUGAGAAAAGCGCCAUUUAUCCACAGCAACUUUUCUUCAGGAACCUCCAUUACCCUUUUUCUGUAAUUGACAUUUGGGAACAUUAAUUACAUAAAACUUUCUCUACUAAACUAGGCUUUAAAAUGCAGAUUUGAGGUGAAGAAAACCGAAGUUGAAAAGUCAAGGUAUUGACAGCUCUAGCAUGUGGACAUCUCCUUUUUCUCUGAAUCUUCUUCUUGACCUUAUCCUCCUUUUUUUUUUUAAUCCCCUUUCCCAUCAAUUCUUUUCUGACUCCAUGUCUCACUCUUGCCAAAACCUGUUACCUUGAGAAUGUUAGGUUCAGCUGCUUGCAGAUGGUCGUCUUUUACUGAGGUGGAGUGAAAUGGAAAUAGCGCCUCCCUGGGCAAAACGAGAAUUGACAUUUCUGCACCUUACUCUUAAAGUCAAAGCUUCUGUUAAGCUCCUUCCAAAUCUCAUCAUUUUCUAGGGCUUUUCUUGCACAGGAAAAACACCAUUUGCUCUAACAACGCGUACAUGCUGUGUGCUUUCCUUCUUUUGUUUCUGUCCCAGAUUAGAAAGGAAAUUUGGUGGCGGUGAGGAGAGAAGAGAAUGAUCUGAUGAUGAUGGACCAUUCUAUAACUCGCAUCCGGUAGAUUCUUCCUAGACAGCCAUGAGCCAGCCACCGACGGGGGGCGCUGCCCCUGCCACAGCCGCAGCUUCUGCCGCCGCCGGUGUCACAGAGGCUCGCCUGCACCCGGAGGGCAGCAGCAGAAAGCAGCAGCGUGCUCAGUCACCCGCUAGACUGAGGGACAAUUCGGUCCGACAGACAACCGCGGCUACCCGAUCCCCGGUGGGGGCAGGCACUAAACUCAAUUCUUUGCGGCAGCAGCAAUUGCAGCAGCAGCAGAGCAACAAGACCGGGGGCCGCGCGGCGCCUCCUGCCAACGCCAGAGGAAGCGGAGGCGGGGCGGAGAAGGCGGUGCCCCUGGCUCCCAAAGGGGCCGUGCCGGGAACUGUCCAGCCCGUGCCUGGUGCUGAAGCAGCCCCCGCGGCGACCCUGGCCCCGGUGGGCGGCAGGAGGCCCGGCCCGCCCGAGGAGCCGCCCCAGGAGCCAGAGGCCGUGUCCUCUAAACUGGGGGAAAGCCCUCCGCUCGGAGAAGGAGGGGGAGGGGAAGGGGAAGGAGGAGGAGCCGGCGGCGGCUCCGGGGAAAGGGAGGGGGGCGCUCCGCAGCCGCCGCCGCCCAGGGGCUGGCGAGGGAAAGGCGUACGCUCACAGCACAGGGGCGGCAGCGGCGGGGAGGGGGCCUCCACGUCGCCAUCCGCCUUCUCUGCGGGCAAAACCCCAGGCCCUGGCAGCAGAAACUCCGGAAGCGGUGUUGUGGGGGGCGGCAGCGGUGGCGGAGGGAGCUACUGGAAGGAAGGAUGUCUGCAGUCUGAGCUCAUUCAAUUCCAUCUCAAGAAGGAGCGGGCGGCAGCGGCAGCAGCCGCGGCUCAGAUGCACACUAAGAACGGCGGCGGCUCCAGCAGCCGCAACUCCCCGGUCUCUGGCGCCUCUGCCAUUUUCGAGCCUCUUGCAGUCCCUUCCGCCUCCCCAAUGGCGGCGGCUGCGGAGGGUCCCCAGCAGAGCGCAGAGGGCAGCGCGAGCAGCGGGGGCAUGCAGGCUGCGGCACCCCCUUCGUCGCAGCCGCACCCGCAGCAGCUCCAGGAGCAGGAAGAAAUGCAGGAGGAGAUGGAGAAGCUUCGCGAGGAAAACGAGACUCUAAAAAACGAGAUCGACGAGCUGAGGACGGAGAUGGACGAGAUGAGGGACACUUUCUUCGAGGAGGAUGCCUGUCAACUGCAGGAAAUGCGCCACGAGUUGGAGAGAGCCAACAAAAACUGUCGGAUCCUGCAGUACCGCCUCCGCAAAGCCGAGCGCAAAAGGCUCCGCUACGCGCAGACCGGGGAAAUCGACGGGGAGCUGCUGCGCAGCCUGGAGCAGGACCUCAAGGUCUGCAGCGCUGGCGCUCUGGGCGGCGGGUGGGGACUGUGGUCCAGGGCUCUUUGUACUGAAAGGCAAAGAGCUUUUCGCAGCUCUGACCACACAAAAUCAGCCCCAGAAGGAGACAGGGGAGAACAGACAGGUGGAUCUGAAGAGUCUAGUGUGUGGAAGGCCUUGAGGAGUGUGAGCUCUGUGGACUCUCCUGGGAGUAAUGGUGGCUCUUCCUGGCAGAAAACAAGGGUGUGGCAGAGCGCAGGCUCUGGCCUUGAUCUGGCCUCUAGAAUCUGUCUUCCCAGUAAAGGCCCGGUGGAAUCCCGCACUCAAGAGCAGUGUGAUGAGGACUCCUGCAGAGUAGAGGAAGCCCUGAAUAGGAACAGCACUGGAAGGAUACCCGAGUUGAGAUUUCUCUCUGCCAAGUCCCUGCCCCCCACCCCGCCCUUCCCCCCCACCAUCUUCCAGGACACCGUCUGUUCUUUAAAAAGAAGAGGAAGCAAAGAUUUGCCAAAAUCUGAAAAAAAGACUCAACAGACUCCCACAGAGGAGGACAAUGAAGACCUGAAAUGCCAGCUGCAGUUCGUGAAGGAGGAGGCUGCCUUGAUGAGAAAGAAAAUGGCCAAGAUUGAUAAAGAAAAGGACAGAUUCGAACACGAGCUCCAGAAGUACAGAUCCUUUUAUGGGGAUCUGGACAGUCCUUUGCCCAAAGGAGAAGCCGGGGGCCCUCCCAGCACCAGGGAAGCUGAGCUCAAGCUACGGCUGAGGCUGGUGGAGGAAGAAGCCAACAUCCUGGGCAGGAAAAUCGUGGAACUGGAGGUGGAGAACCGAGGCCUGAAGGCGGAACUGGACGACCUGAGGGGCGACGACUUCAACGGCUCGGCCAACCCGCUCAUGCGGGAGCAGAGCGAAUCCCUGUCGGAGCUGCGGCAGCACCUGCAGCUGGUGGAAGAUGAGACGGAGCUCCUGCGGAGGAACGUGGCCGACCUGGAGGAGCAGAACAAGCGCAUCACGGCGGAGCUCAACAAGUACAAGUACAAGUCGGGCGGCCACGACAGCGCGCGGCACCACGACAGCGCCAAAACCGAGGCCCUGCAGGAGGAGCUGAAGGCGGCGCGCCUGCAGAUCAACGAACUGAGCGGCAAGGUCAUGCAGCUGCAGUACGAGAACCGCGUGCUCAUGUCCAACAUGCAGCGCUACGACCUGGCCUCGCACCUGGGCAUCCGCGGCAGCCCCCGCGACAGCGACGCCGAGAGCGACGCGGGCAAGAAGGAGAGCGACGACGACUCGCGGCCGCCGCACCGCAAGCGCGAAGGGCCCAUCGGGGGCGAGAGCGACUCGGAGGAGGUGCGCAACAUCCGCUGCCUCACGCCCACGCGCUCCUUCUACCCCGCGCCCGGGCCCUGGCCCAAGAGCUUCUCCGACCGCCAGCAGAUGAAGGACAUCCGCUCCGAGGCCGAGCGCCUGGGCAAGACCAUCGACCGGCUCAUCGCCGACACGAGCACCAUCAUCACCGAGGCGCGCAUCUACGUGGCCAACGGGGACCUGUUCGGCCUGAUGGACGAGGAGGACGACGGCAGCCGCAUCCGCGAGCACGAGCUGCUCUACCGCAUCAACGCGCAGAUGAAGGCCUUCCGCAAGGAGCUGCAGACCUUCAUCGACCGCCUCGAGGUGCCCAAAUCUGCGGACGACCGCGGCGCCGAGGAGCCCAUAUCCGUGAGUCAGAUGUUCCAGCCUAUCAUUUUACUUAUUCUCAUUCUUGUAUUAUUUUCAUCACUUUCUUACACAACAAUAUUUAAACUUGUCUUCCUUUUUACACUGUUUUUUGUACUGUAAAUCUUUCAUCAUUUACCAUUCAUUGUAGUAUUUUCAGUUUGUUUAUUUUGUUCACCCUUCAAGACAAGAAGUAAAAGAAGUAUAAUUUCUGUAGUAACCAAUGCUAUGAAAACACUGAAGACUGCUUAUUUCUUUAAAAAGACCCUCCUUACCACUACCAAAUUCAGUAAGAAGCCAAAGCACUACACUAUUUCAGGCUUUAUUUUAAAGGCAAGUGAGACUGCUUCAAGUAAAACAACUCCAAGCUUCCAAGAAACAGUUAAGAGAAGGCCGAGACGAGCAGAAACACCCCUUCACCAACACUCACCCGGUUGCCAUGGACCUGCAUAAGCAGUGGGGGAACACAGAGACUAGCUGGCACAAGGAAAAGAUGGAGUUACUGGACCAGUUUGACAAUGAAAGGAAGGAAUGGGAAAGCCAAUGGAAGAUCAUGCAGAAGAAGAUAGAGGAGCUUUGCCGUGAAGUAAAGCUUCGGAGGAAAAUCAACAUGAAUGAACGUGCUAAGGUCAUUGAUCUUGAUCGUGAGAAGGCCAUUCAAGAUGAAGUGGUGGGCUCGACUCCAGAUUACCCCAAUUCAGGACAAUGUGAAUUUACAAGAAUGAAUUACAGGGAUGGCCUGGAGAAAGAAAAUCAAACAGAGCAGAGCUUACUUAGUGAAAUAAAUCAGAUGUGUCAGGAAGAAAAAGCAACAAAAAAAUCAAAAGUAGGGUUUUUGGAUCCUUUGGCCGUAGAUGACCAGAAGGAAGGUGAGGCCUGGCCUGACCUGAGGACUUCCAAGGAAGAGAGCAGGGGCUGUUCUGGUGCCCUCAAUACGGCUCUUGAAGAACUUGCCAAAGUUAGUGAAGAAUUAUGCAGCUUUCAAGAGGAAAUUCGAAAACGUUCAAACCACAGAAGGAUGAAGUCAGAUUCCUUUCUCCAGGAAAUGCCAAAUGUAAUUAAUAAGCCUCAUGGAGACCACAUGAUCAACAAUGGCCAGUGCAUGCUUCCAAUCUAUUUAGAAAAAGAAAAGCAGAAAAAUAAAAAGAAUCUGAGCUGUACCGAUAUGCUCCAAAGCAAUAUUAUGAAAAAAUAUGGAAUUGAUACAAUUGAU
Messenger RNA from Hipposideros armiger (great roundleaf bat), 8796 nucleotides. It is a transcript of the gene MTCL3, whose product is annotated as MTCL family member 3. The transcript has 9 exons. Gene Ontology annotation, biological process: regulation of autophagy. Bases 4569 to 7706 code for a protein of 1045 amino acids. The record is from RefSeq and is a predicted model, not a curated record. Lineage: Eukaryota; Metazoa; Chordata; Mammalia; Chiroptera; Hipposideridae.